CACGACCCGGCGCCCUCCCGCGCUCCCGCCCGCCCCCCGCACGCCCCGGGCCGGGGUCCCCGCGCGCCGACCAUGCCCGCGCGUCGGGGGGCGCCCAGCGAGCCGGCCGGCUGCGGGUCCGGCCUGGGGGCGGCGCUGGCCCUGCUGCUGCUGCUGCUGCCCGCCGGCCGCCCGGUGCGGGCGCAGAACGACACGGAGCCCAUCGUGCUGGAGGGCAAGUGCCUGGUGGUGUGCGACUCCAGCCCGUCGGCCGACGGCGCCGUCACCUCCUCGCUCGGCAUCUCCGUGCGCUCCGGCAGCGCCAAGGUGGCCUUCUCGGCCACGCGCAGCACCAACCACGAGCCGUCGGAGAUGAGCAACCGCACCAUGACCAUCUACUUCGACCAGGUCCUAGUAAACAUCGGCAACCAUUUCGAUCUUGCCUCCAGUAUAUUCGUCGCGCCGCGGAAAGGGAUUUACAGCUUCAGUUUCCACGUGGUCAAAGUGUACAACAGACAAACCAUCCAGGUGAGUCUGAUGCAGAACGGCUACCCAGUGAUCUCAGCCUUUGCGGGGGACCAAGACGUCACGAGAGAGGCGGCCAGCAAUGGCGUGCUGCUGCUCAUGGAGCGAGAAGACAAAGUUCACCUCAAACUGGAGCGAGGCAACCUCAUGGGCGGCUGGAAAUACUCCACCUUCUCGGGCUUCCUGGUCUUCCCUCUCUAAGGCAGAGCUCCCGGCCCGUGGGAUGCUGAGUCCGCCAAUCU
Sorex fumeus (smoky shrew) is the source of this 746-nucleotide messenger RNA. RefSeq names its product cerebellin 2 precursor (gene CBLN2). Gene Ontology annotation, molecular function: protein binding. The annotation marks the transcript as partial. The transcript is spliced from 3 exons. The record is from RefSeq and is a predicted model, not a curated record. NCBI's taxonomy places the organism in Eukaryota, Metazoa, Chordata, Mammalia, Eulipotyphla, Soricidae.